GAACGAGCAGGGACCAAUCGGCGGCGGCGCUGCCGGAGAGUGCUGGCUCCUUUACACCCAGAUAGGGGGGAGAAAAAGACUGAAUAAAAGGAAACCGUGCUAGUGAGCCUGUUAUGACCACAAAACCUCACGGAGGAGCCUAGAGCCGCCACCAUUGGAUAUUUCCUCCGUGUUUCCUCAUUACUCCCAUGCGUUCCUCUCUGUGGAUUAUUGGGUUUGGCGCUGGGGCGGACGGAGUGGAUCAGGCCAUGGCCCUAACAUAUUGAAUAGCUCGGUGGUGUUGGUGGAGGAGGAGGAGGAGGAGGAGGGGGCUGGAGGCGAGACGCGCACCGUGGAGACAAUUUAUGGGCAUUGUGCGGGGAGAAAAUGGUGGAUUAUUUUCACUGUAUCAUAAAAAGCUCCCCCCGUCUGGAUACCCUGCCAUAAGACGCCUGUCUUGGCCGUGUCUACUGUAACUCAGGUCGUGUUCUAGCGGUUGGUAGGUAGGUAACCCCAGCUCGAUCCGAACGACCUUAUCUAUUUCUAUUUUUUUGUACAUGAAGGAUUGUUGUAGCGGGUCGACGCCUUCGCCCUCCCCUCCCUGAGAGUAACAUUUGGAAACAAUAAACUGUUGGAUUACCGAGCUAUGGAUUUCAACGGCGGCGGCGGGGGGGCCAACGAGCUGCACAACAACCAGUUUUAUCAGUGCGAGGAGAACAAGCCUCUGCUGGGGGAGAUGUCGGAGGGGAAUAAUAACACCAAGCUGAGCGCAGGGCCGUGCAAGAGAAGCCUGCACCACUGCAGCAGCAGCGGGAUGCGAUACAAGCUGCUGCACGAGGGGGACAUCCAGGUAUGCGUGGUCAAACACCCCCGCACCUUCCUCAGCAAGAUCCUCACCUCCAAGUUCCUGCGGAGAUGGGAACCUCACCACCUCGCGCUCACAGACAGCAGCCUGACCUCGGCCACCCCCACUGGUUAUAUGGAGACGUCACUGUCCUACAGCUCUAUAGAGGACCUGCAGCUCCUCUCAUGGGACAACGCUCCAAAGUACUGUGUCCAGCUCAGCUUCCCUGGUGGAACCGUCCUGCUGCAGGCUGCAAACAGCUACUUAAGGGACCAGUGGUUUCACUCCCUGCAGUGGAAGAAAAAGAUCUACAAGUACCGCAAGGUCCUGAACAACCCGAGUCGCUGGGACGUGGUGCUGAAGGAGAUCAGAGCGCUGGUGGACAUGGCUCUGACCUCACCACUGCAGGACGAGUCCAUCCACCAGGCUCCUCUGCACAUCAUCUCCACCCUGCUGGCUGAGAAUUCUAACCUCAGCCCUCAGGAUCAUGAGAACAUCAUCGUUGCCAUUGCUCCUCUUCUGGAAAACAACCACCCUCCACCUGACCUGUGCGAGUUCUUCUGUAAGCACUGUCGGGAGCGCCCGCGGUCGAUGGUCGUGAUUGAAGUGUUCACGCCCGUGGUCCAGAGAAUCCUCAAACAUAACAUGGAUUUUGGAAAGUGCCCUCGACUGCGUCUCUUCACUCAGGAGUACAUCCUGGCUCUCAACGAGCUGAAUGCUGGGAUGGAAGUUGUCAAGAAGUUCGUCCACAGCAUGCACGGGCCAACAGGGCAGUGCCCUCACCCACGGGUCCUGCCAAACCUUGUGGCAGUUUGUCUCGCCGCGAUUUAUUCCUGUUAUGAGGAGUUCAUCAACAGUCGGGACAACUCCCCCAGCCUGAAGGAGAUCAGAAAUGGCUGCCAGCAGCAGAAUGAUCGCAAACCCCCGAUGCCGCUCCGUCUGCUGCGCCCCGAGCCUCCAACGCCGCCUCCCGCCACCCUCCUACCCCUCUCCACCAAUCCCAGUCCUCCUCAGCCACCUUUGCCCGCCCCCCCUUCAAACCCCGCCCCGUCCAUUCCCAUCUCCUCCCCGACGCCCUCCCUGCCCCUCUCCCCUCCUCCCUCCGUCGUCAACUCCAGCGAGAUCCUGGUGGAGCUGGAGCGGAACAACAACUCGGCCAACACCAGGCGGAAGGGCGAGCAGUCGGGGGGCGACAGCGAACCCAACCUCAUCGACUGCCUGCUGGUCAGCCCGGCCGUCAACACUCUGUCCAUCCAGCUGCCAGCGCAGGCCGACCGAGUGCUGGGCUGCUUCGCUCUCAUCCUCAAGAUGCUAUCGGACUACGAUGACUGGAGACCUGCUCUUGCCAGCCUGUUGCAGCCCAUCCCCUUCCCUAAAGAGGCCCUUGCACAUGCCAAAUUCACAAAGGAACUGAAAUAUGUUAUUCAGAGGUUUGCUGAGGAUCCGAGGCAGGAGGUCCAUUCCUGUCUACUCAGUGUGCGUUCAGGUAAAGAUGGCUGGUUCCAGCUCUACAGUCCAGGAGGCGUGGCCUGUGAUGACGAUGGCGAGCUGUUUGCCAGUAUGGUUCAUAUCUUGAUGGGCUCCUGCUAUAAGACCAAGAAGUUCCUGCUCUCUCUGGCUGAAAACAAGCUGGGUCCCUGCAUGCUGCUGGCCCUACGUGGAAACCAGACCAUGGUGGAGAUCCUGUGUCUGAUGCUGGAGUACAACAUCAUUGAGAACAAAGACACCCAGCUGCAGAUCAUCUCCACCCUGGAGAGCACCCAGGUGGGCCUCCGCAUGUACGAGCAGCUCUGCGACCGACAGAGAGAGCUCAAAGAACUGCAACGGAAAGGAGGCCCCACCCGGCUGACUCUGCCUUCAAAGUCCACGGAUGCAGACCUUGCCCGCCUGUUGAGUUCAGGUUCUUUUGGGAACUUGGAGAACCUGAGCCUGGCCUUCACCAACGUCACCAGUGCCUGUGCCGAGCAGCUCAUCAAGCUGCCUUCACUCAAACAGCUCAACCUCUGGUCCACACAGUUUGGGGAUGCAGGGUUAAGGUUGUUAUCCGAGCAUCUGGCCUGUCUUCAGGUCCUGAACCUGUGUGAGACUCCCGUCACUGACGCUGGUCUGCUGGCUCUCAGUUCCAUGAAGAGUCUGUGCAGUCUGAACAUGAACAGCACCAAGCUCACAGCUGACACAUACGAGGACCUCAAGGCCAAACUGCCCAACCUGAAAGACGUGGAUGUUCGGUACACAGAGGCCUGGUGAUCAACCACGCUCAACCACAACCCUCACACAUAACCACACACACACACACACACACACACACACACACACUGCACACAGGCUCAGAUACAUUACAUGACAAUUGUGUAGUGAUGUCUCCUCCAUCGUCGCCCAUCAUUAGAUCAGGAACGCUGACAUCAUCCCAGCGUGAGGAUCACCUGAUGUAACAAGAACAUCUCUGACACGUUUGCGUCAGAGGAGGAGCCUUCAUCAUCAUCAUCAACGCCUGUAGAGACACCAUCACCAGGAAGCAACUGUCUCGCCAGCAUCACUUUUUUUGUUUUCUAAAUGAGAAAUCUUUCUGUACCUCGCUGCUCCCCUUACCCUCUGAUCAUACGGUUCUUGGAACAUUGAUGACAGAGGACAUGCAAGGAGCCGUUAUAUUAGACAUAAGGGACACUUUUCUCCGUCUUUCUUCAUCUUUUGCCCUGUCUUUCAUAUAUGGUCCCUCAGUUUUCAGAUUCGGUCUAAAGUCCAGCUCUCCAGGCCGCCUCUGUGUUGUGAGGAAAAACCUGAGCCUUCGUCUCUUUUUCUCUCUCCAGCUCUUGUGCGAUUGAAGGCUGGACACAGCAGCUCACAUUCCAGUUCUUCUCCAAUCUGAUCCCCGAUGUAGCUCUCCAAAACAGACGUGUUGAACUGUUGAAUUUCCUCAGUCCUCUGAAUCGCGCUCUUUGGCUUCGGUUUUCAGGUUCCGAUUCUGGUCUCUUCAAGUCUUUCAUUUGGGAAAAUGAGGUGCUACCUCUGAGAAAAGAAGAGUUGCAAGACUGUGCCUAUUCCACUUACAUGACACGUUCUCACACACACACACACACACACACACACACACACACACACAAAAAGGAAGAAAAAAAAAAAAAAAAGGUUUUUAUCAACUUGAAUGAACAUAUUUUUCCAGACAUCUGUGCUUUCAUAUAUUGUAUGUUUCUAAAUAAAAACAUAUGUAUGAAGAUAACCCCCAGUGAUGACAUUUCAGGAACUCUGCAGGAAAGUUAAACGGCGAUGGGAACAUUUGUUUCCUUUUUCAUUUGUUUUCAGUGUACAUACUGAGGAUCUCCCAUUACUAUUUAAUAAGACAGUUGUGUAGCAGUAGCUGGGUGGUCUGGGACUGCCUAAUAUUUAUAAUUUGUGUCUUUAAAAACCUCCUUUACUCUUGUCUCUCCUGGAUUAUGUCCUGACAGUAAUGAAGUACACAGGCCCUGUUGUCUUAUUUUUUUUUUUUUUUUUUUUUUUUUUUUUUGCAAAAUACAACCCAAGAAGCCAACCAAGAGGGCAACCAUACAUGGAUCUCUCUGUCCCAUGCCAUGGUGGUAACGUAGGCCUGUAGAGUACAGUCCUUCUAAAGGUGGACCUGUAAACAAGACCCAUCACCAGCUGAGAGUUGUAUAUUUUAAUAUCCUCCGCUAUUUUUGGCUCCUUUUGAGACGGUUUCUGAAAAGAAGAAAGGAUACAUGCCAAACAUCGUCAUCGAAUUUAGUCGAAAUUUUUUUGUUUUGUGCACACUUGUUUCUUCAGGCCAACCCGAGUGUGGUUUCAGUACUGCUUGGUGUAUCAAGUGGAACCUGUCAGGACCUGCCUGUGGACACUGACCCCCCACCCCCCCCUGCUGAGGUCAGGGUAAAGAGUCGCAGUACAUCUAGUGGAGCUGUGGAUGAGUUGCCUAUUGUUAUCUUUCUUAUCUGUCACACCGCCUGUUUUGAAUUGUUCUGCUGUAUUUAUAUUACGCCAUAAUACAUAGGGGACAUUUUUAGGCUGUUGGGAUGAAUCAUUCUCAUCACAGGAUGGGACUAAAUUAUUGUACAUAUUCUUUCACAAUGGGCUAUAAGGGACAAAAGAUUGGAAAAAGGGCACCUUUCUGCCAUAUUUGCCCCAUCUACAUUCCCUUAAAAUGUUGCCAUGUAUUGUGAUAACUGAUACAUGGCAACUGAUACUGAUACACUUCAAGUCUGUCCCAAUCUCUUGUUCCUCUUUGUCUAGCUGUGGGUUUGGGUUGCUUUUUCUUGGCCCUAGAAAAAAAACACAAGACAUGUCAGAUUUCCACCCUUUUUUUCCAGUCGGCCUCUCUCUGACUGCAUCCAUCCAUUUUAUUUAUUUGUGUCGGGAUGUCUGUUGUGUGGAGGAAGCUGCAGCAGAGGACAGGAGGCCGUCCACUAUAAGACGCUUUGUUUCCUAUUUAUUGGGUGCCAUGACGGUUUGGCCUGUAGACUCGGUCUGUGUAUGGCCGUCUUUGGGCCUGGCUUUAGGACCUCAUGCUCUCUUUCAUAUCCUGUAUGAUGUAUAUAUACGAGUGUAUAUAGUCGUCUUCUCCCUUCUAUUUGAACCAUUUUUGUCUUCUUCAUCCUUUUCUCUCUUUCUCUCAGCCUCCCUUAUUGGCAGGCUGGUGUUGCCUUCAUCGUAUGUGUGUGUGGUUGUUUUUUUCACACAAAGUGCACUGUAAUCUAACAAAACCUGUUUUCAUAAUAUCUGUCAAGUUUCCGACAUCUUUUGAUUUGAUCACUUUAAUCAAACGUUUGUUUCCUGUGUUCUCGUUGUUUAAUUUUUUUGCAUGUACAUGUUGCUGCCUCAUCUGGUAUUUUUAUUUUGUAAUUUUGUUUUAUAAAAGGUUUGAAAUAUGAUAAAGGGUCUGAUCACUAUCUCACUGAGGUUAAGGACUGAAAUGGAGAGAUCUAAAGAUUUUCUGAUUGGUUGUUGAUCUACCCAUAUGUCCUGACGGAUCCUAUUGGUCGAUACUGAUUUUCUAAAAAAGCCAAUACCAAUACUGGUACUGUUGGACUGAUGCUACUCCUAGCUGAGAUUUAAUCAUUUAAGUUUGUCUAUUUUCAUGUAUAAAAUAAUAAUCCUGCCAGAUAAUCAUAUCACAGAUGGACCACACUGACUGACCGUUAUCAAAUCAGCCAACUGAAACUUCAGUUGUAACUUUACUGUAGUUUUGUUUUAUCCCUAAUGUAUUCUAAGUCUGAAUGUUUUAAAAGAAUAGUUUGACAUUUAGAAAAAUAGGCUUACUGGCUUUUUUGAUGAAAGACUGAAGAGAUUUAUAAUGUCAUGUCCAUAUCCAUUUAAUAUGAAGCUACAGUCAGCAUCUGCUUAGCUUAGUAGAAAGACUGGAAACUGUCCCAAGCUAACAAAAUCCUACCCACAUCUCUAAAACUACCACGUCAAAUAUAGUCUCUGCUGGUUGCCUGGCGACCUCACAGUGAUGACAAGACUCCAGGAAGUCAAUGCGCCAAGCUAAGGAAUAGCCCGACAUGUGAGCCCUGGAAUACAACAAUGUGGUUCUUUAGUGAGAUGUAGAGGUGCUGGUAAGGUUACCUUCCAACUAGUCUCUAUCAACCACAUUUCAUUCACCGAUGUCCCUCACCU
This is a messenger RNA of Sander lucioperca (pikeperch), 6445 nucleotides long. RefSeq names its product c-Maf inducing protein. NCBI's taxonomy places the organism in Eukaryota, Metazoa, Chordata, Actinopteri, Perciformes, Percidae. Gene Ontology annotation, cellular component: nucleoplasm; cytosol. The coding region runs from base 626 to 3070 and encodes 814 amino acids. The transcript has 21 exons. The record is from RefSeq and is a predicted model, not a curated record.